GCCCCUCUGUUGUGGCCGGCGUUGCCACAUCACCCGCCCUUCGCCGCCUUCGCCGGCUCCUUCCGGAGCCGACGGCGGUAGGCGCCCCGUACUCCUCGCCUCCUGCCUGGCUCCCACCCACCCCGGCUGCAGCUCACCCUUUCGGCUUUUGGUUUUCUGGGCGCCCUGCCCUUCCCCUCCCACCUCGCAGCUUGUGGCGAGGGGACGAGGGACGGGAAGGCAGGAGCCGGCCGACCUAAACCUUCCCGGCGAAGGCGGGUGGGCGAGGAGCUCCUGAGCUCUUGGGUCCCCACCCCUCGGGCAGAUCUCGCAGGACCCUCUCUCCCCCGGGGACCAGGAGAGGAAACUUGAAGUCACCUCUGGGCCCCACCUCCCGUGGAGGAAGUGAAACCAUUUCUUGGCGGCAUGGAGCUGACGGUGGAGGUCCUGGGGCCGGCCCCCUGGGGCUUCCGGAUCACGGGGGGCAGAGAUUUCCGCACUCCUAUAAUGGUGUCCAAGGUAACCGAGCAGGGCAAGGCUGCAGCUGCUGACCUCCGAACCGGGGACAUCAUCGUGGCCAUCAAUGGGCAGAAUACGGACACCAUGCUCCAGGCCGAGGCCCAGAAGAAGAUCCGCGAGAGCCCCUCGCCUCUACGGCUGCAACUGGACAGGACCCGUUCACCCUCUCCAGGUCAGACAAAUGGUGAGCGAGUGCUGGACUUGCAGGCUUCCCGUUUUCAGGGCUUGACGAGGACACGGACAGACAGUCAGGCUUCCCUGCGGUCAUCGUAUUCCAGCCCAGCAUCCCUUAGCCCCAGGGCCUGCAGCCCCUUCACCCCGCCCCCUUCCAGCCCCCCAAGCUUUCCGGGCGAGGGGCUGGUGAGCAGUCGGAGCUUCCACAGCCUGGCGCGUCCCCCUGCCGUCGUCCACGCCGACCAUCCGUCGACCCUUGGGGACCGCCCCGGCCCCAGACAGGCUGGGCCUGGCCGAGCCGGUGACUCCGCCGUGCGAGUUCUGCCUCCUGCGCCUGCCAGACCCAGGAAUUCCUUCUCCUCCAGUCCCCGACAGAGCAGGGACCCGGAAGGAGGAGCCCAGCUUCUUGAGGAGGAUUCCGAGGUCUUCAAGAUGAUGCAGGAGAACCGAGAGGGGCAGGCGGCCCCUCGCCAAUCCAGCUCCUUCCUGAUGCUCCAGGAGGCCCUAGAAGCUGGGGAGAGAGAUGGCACGACGGUCUGCCUGCCCAGCUCGCUGAGCCCACCGGUCCCCCGGCCGGCCGGGACCGCCCUGACUCCACCCCCAAAGCUGCACGUCUGUGAGAAGUGCCACAGUGGCAUCACGAACCAGGCGGUGCGGAUCCAGGAGGGGCGUUACCGCCACCCGGGCUGUUAUGUCUGCGCCGACUGCGGCCUCAACCUGAAGAUGCGCGGACACUUCUGGGUGGGCGACGAACUCUUCUGCGAGAAGCACGCCCGCCUGCGCUACCCGGGCCCGCCCACCCUCAGUGCCCGCUCCUGAAGGGCCUCGGCCGACCCCUGCCCCGACCAGCCCGCCCUGCCUUCCGCCGGGCGACCUGGGUGUUCCUGAGCGCUGGGUCGGGGCUGGGAGUCUGACGGGAGCUGAGUCGGUACCCGUCCUUGCUCCAUCCCCGCUGCCCCACACGACCCUCAGCCUAGCUGGGCCUCGCCUCAGGGGUGGGGAAAGAGGGCCGGCCUUGUGGGUGGGCUGCUCGAAGGCGGCGGGUCUUCCCUGGCGAGCGAGGCGGGCACCGGGCCAAGAGGUGAUGCAGGCACUGAGCCUGGGGCUGAGUGGGGCUCCUCAUUUAGCUGUUAUAAGGCACGCGCCGGGUACGGGGUGGGCGGCAGAGGGGGGCGGGAGCAAGGGACGGAGCGGGGGCACAUCUUUCGGAGGGAAGGAUGGGGGACGAUGCCAGGUGGAAAGGUUUCGCUUUAAAGCCACUGUGUAAAGCUUCCGUGAAAUAUAUAUAAAUAUAUAUAUAUGUAUAUCUAUGUACAAAUAAAACAGAUGGUAAUAUAUAUAUA
Molecule: messenger RNA, 2015 nt
Organism: Ornithorhynchus anatinus (platypus)
Lineage: Eukaryota; Metazoa; Chordata; Mammalia; Monotremata; Ornithorhynchidae
Gene: PDLIM2
Product: PDZ and LIM domain 2
Exons: 10
Coding region: 406-1491 (361 amino acids)
Biological process (GO): actin cytoskeleton organization; muscle structure development; heart development
Cellular component (GO): adherens junction; stress fiber; filamentous actin
Molecular function (GO): muscle alpha-actinin binding; actin binding
Source: RefSeq, a predicted model, not a curated record